This is a messenger RNA of Pyrus x bretschneideri (Chinese white pear), 699 nucleotides long. Its product is annotated as external alternative NAD(P)H-ubiquinone oxidoreductase B4, mitochondrial-like. Gene Ontology annotation, molecular function: protein kinase activity; ATP binding. The record is from RefSeq and is a predicted model, not a curated record. The coding region runs from base 1 to 699 and encodes 232 amino acids. NCBI's taxonomy places the organism in Eukaryota, Viridiplantae, Streptophyta, Magnoliopsida, Rosales, Rosaceae. The transcript is spliced from 6 exons. Gene Ontology annotation, biological process: protein phosphorylation.
AUGAACCCUAAAAUAUCAGACUUUGGAAUGGCAAAGAUUAUAGAGAUAAAUCAAACCAAAGCAAAUACUAAUAGGGUUGUUGGCACAUACGGCUACAUAUUACCCGAGUAUGCAAGAUAUGACAAUUUCUCUAAGAAACUAGAUGUAUUUAGUUUCAAAGUGAUGUUGAUAGAGAUUGUAAGUGGAAAGAAGAAUGUUGCUUUUUAUAGCUUUGAACAUUCACCAACUCUUGCUGGAUGGGCAUGGGAGUGGUGGAAAGAAGGAAGAAGAAUGAAGGUGAUUGAUGAAUCAGUAAGGGAAACAUGCCAGUCGGAUGAAGCUUUAAGGUGGGGUCUUCGAACUAGGUUUCUUCAAACCAGCUUCAAAUUGUUGUUAUUGGAGAUUAUAAGUGGAAAGAAGAAUGCUACUUUUUAUCGCUUUCAAUAUUCAACAGCUCUUGCUGGAUGGGGAAUAGAAGAUGUUGUAAGGAUCCAACAGACUGUGAUUGACUGUUUCGAAAAGGCAAGUCUUCCUAGUGUAAGUGAAGAAGAGAAGAAACUUCUGAGUUUUGUAUGUGUUGGCGGCGGUCCAGCUGGUGUGAAGUUUGCUGCAGAGCUUCAUGACUUUGUAAAAGAGGAUUUAGCCAAAUUAUACCCUUCAGUUACAGGAUACAUAAAAAUUACUGUGAUCGAGGCAAGCGAUCAUAUUUUAAACAGGUAA